This is a messenger RNA of Myxocyprinus asiaticus (Chinese sucker), 2032 nucleotides long. Its product is annotated as F-actin-capping protein subunit alpha-1-like. Bases 2 to 925 code for a protein of 307 amino acids. Gene Ontology annotation, molecular function: actin filament binding. Gene Ontology annotation, biological process: barbed-end actin filament capping; actin cytoskeleton organization. Lineage: Eukaryota; Metazoa; Chordata; Actinopteri; Cypriniformes; Catostomidae. The transcript is spliced from 10 exons. The record is from RefSeq and is a predicted model, not a curated record. Gene Ontology annotation, cellular component: actin cortical patch; F-actin capping protein complex.
UAUGGUCACGAGCGUGACAGCGCGCGCUACCCAGCAUGCGCCGCGAGGCUCCGCCACAGCCAAGAUGACCGACUUUGAGGAGCCGCUUUCAGACGAUGAUAAGGUCCGCAUUGCAGCUAACUUUGUGACCCACGCUCCUCCUGGAGAAUUUAAUGAAGUUUUCAAUGAUGUGCGACUUCUCCUCAACAAUGACAACCUCCUUCGGGAGGGGGCAGCACAUGCCUUUGCUCAGUAUAACAUGGAUCAGUUCACUCCAGUCAAACUGGAUGGGAGUGAGGAGGCGGUUCUGAUCACCGAGCACGGAGAUCUGGGUCAGGGGCGGUUCUUCGACCCACGGAAACGCGUGUCGUUCCGUUUUGAUCACUUGCGAAAGGAAGCAAGUGAUCCUCAGCUCUAUGAGGGAGAGACUGCGCUCCGGUCCUGGAGAGAUGCCUGCGAUGAAGCACUCAGUGCUUAUGUGAAGGAGCACUAUCCCACAGGAGUCUGCACGGUGUAUGGGAAGAAUGUUGAUGGUCAGCAAACAAUUAUUGCUUGUAUUGAGGGUCAUCAGUUCCAGCCCAAGAACUUCUGGAAUGGGCGGUGCAGGUCAGAGUGGAAGUUCACCAUAAGUCAGUCAUCAGCGCAGGUGAUGGGAGUAUUGAAGAUCCAGGUGCAUUAUUAUGAAGAUGGUAAUGUGCAGCUGGUGAGCCAUAAGGAGGUGGAGGAAUCCAUUGUAGUGACUAAUGAAACCCAGACUGCCAAGGAAUUUGUAAAAAUCAUUGAAAACGCUGAAAAUGACUAUCAGACGGCCAUCAGUGAGAAUUACCAGACAAUGUCAGAUACCACCUUCAAAGCUCUUCGCAGACAGCUGCCCGUCACUCGCACCAAGAUCGACUGGAAUAAGAUCCUCAGCUACAAGAUUGGCAAAGAGAUGCAGAACGCGUAGAACCGACCUGGUUCCUCUUCCUUCUGGUAAACAUGCGGAGCCGGCUUUCGGAACACCAUAUGCUACCCGCUCAGCCGUAGAAGUCUCCCAAAAGUUAAAAAUAAAUGUCAACUUUUUUUCUGUUUAAAAAGAAUGUGAGUCCAUUCAACUUUCUGUCAUUAAUGGACUCAGCUGUUGGAAGAGGUUCAAAUGAGAACUUGGAGGGAGUUUUGGAUCUAAAUUAUCAGCAAACCACUCUUCUCUCGAUUACCCAUUCACCAGUCACUCAAAAAGAGUUUGUAUUAUUUAGAUUUAUUUUUUCUUUUUGUCUUUUUAUGUGAACUGUGACAGCUGCAAUGCUUAAACAUAAACGUUUUUUUGUGUUUUAAAACAGUGGAUAAGUAAUGCCUCACUCACUGUAUCUCCAAACCCCAAUUACACAACCCCACUUUCCUCUUCCUCCAACAUCUGACAGCCUGGAGAGAGAAGGGUUCCUUUUGUCCUUCUCUCAACCAUUCAGGCUGUAACAGGGAAUGCAUGAGGAUGAAGAGAGGAGGAGAACGGGCUGUGUCUGGGUUUGGAAUGCUAUCAGGCAUAACUGCUCUCUCUGUAUUUUUGUCUAACAGUGACUCACUUAAACUAAAAUGGUUAAAGUCAAACCAAACAGACAGAAUAAAUAAAUACAUGAAAUGCCCUCCUCAGUGGUAUAGACAUCAGAAUUCAGCCUUGAGUUUCAUAUUUACACAUAAAUUGGAUUGUUUUUGCAUAGAGUGGUUCAGACCAUUGUCUGUUACAGGUAUACUUUGUGAUUCAGUCGGGGUAGCCACAAUCUGUUGUGCAACAAAUACACAAUCCAAAUGGUGAUUUUUAAGUUUGCCUUCACCCCCCUUUUCAUCCUGAGGCCAAGGGGUCUGUCAGUGUUUCUGUUGUACGUUUCUGCAGUUCACACUGCUUUCACACCACCAGUCACAUUAGUCUUGUUUGUCUUACUGUUCCACCAAAAAAUCCUCUGUAAAAUACACCCCUACUAAAUCCAUCAUGUAAUACUGGCAUAUUCUCUGUCUCUCAUAACUUGACUUUCAGAUUUUAAAACAUGCAAAAGUAAACAUCUACUCAGUGAAUUAAUAA